GAGAGAGGAGAGCAGAGCAGAGCAGAGAGAGAGGAGAGCAGAGCAGAGAGAGAGCAGAGCAGAGAGAGAGGAGAGCAGAGAGAGAGGUGUUUCACCACAAGGGAGAAAAAAAAGUAAAAGAGGAGGUAAAAAAAGAAUCGAGAAGAGAGGAAGAAGAGAAAGGGAGCGUUUCAAUCACCACAAGAACUGGAACAAAGAACAUGAGAGAAAGAGAAACAUUGGGAGGAAGAAAGAAGAGAAGAAGGAGAGAGAACAUAACAAUGAGACUUCCUUUUCUGACCCUUGACCUCUUGAGUGUGUCGCUUCGAGGUUUCCUACAGAUACAGAUCUAGGAUCAGCUUCGCCUCCUCCAAUCCUAAGCUUAACCAUUAGUGGUGGAAAUGCAAAACCGACCCAAUAUCAGCACCUAAGGGGAAUUUCACUUUGGGUGUGACAGAUGGAGGAACACUGAGUGGUUCGGUGUAGAGUGAAGUUGCCCCUAGGGUCAGUUUUGCAUUUAAAGUUUUGAUAAGGGGGUGAAGCUGAUCCUAGAACUGGACCUAGAGAUAACUUCACCCAGAGAGAGAGAGUGAGAAAGAGAUUGAUAGAGAGAGAGGAAAGAGAGAUGCAGAAGACAGAGAAAGAGAGAGAGAUCCAGAGAGAGGAACCCCUGGGGAGAGGACACAGUUUCCUCUUUAAGACCAGAUCGCAACAAGUGGAUCUGAUUUGAACAAGCUCUCCAGGACCUGAGAGAGAGGGAGAGAGGUAGUGAGAGAGUCAGACAGGGAGCAAGAGAGAGAGAGAUAGAGAGAGAGAGGAGAGAGGGAGUGGGAGAUACAGACAGGGAGAGAGAGAGAGAGAGAGAGGGAGAAACAUAGACAUUAAAAGACGUUUAGUUGCUGCUCAUCUUGACCCAGACACAGAUGGAGAUCCAGUCCUAACAGAGCUCUCUGUAGAGGAAGAGGAACUGAACUCCUUGAAAAUAGGAUUACAAACCCUGGACCCAUAGAACCAUAGGACCACUAACACAGAGAACUUCAACCUUACGACCAUAACCUUAAACCUGCAACUACACAACCAUAACCAACAAUUGCAAUCAUAGAACCUUAGGAAAAGAACCUUAGGACUUCCGUAACCACAGAAACGUUACCUCACGACCACAACCAGAACACGGUCAGGAUGGGCCAUCGCAGAAGAAGAUGCAAGAGACGACUCCUCAGGGUGGCCAGAUACCUGUACCGCUGGUUCACUGGGACCCUGGUAGAAGACAGUGUAGUGGAGGAUGGAGAGUUAUCUACAGUGUGUUAUAGACCAGAGGGGUUGGACCAGCUACUACAACAGACUAAGUUCACCAGGAGAGAACUACAGAUCCUCUACAGGGGCUUCAAGAAUGAAUGCCCUAGUGGUGUGGUGGAUGAAGAGACAUUCAAGUUAAUCUACUCCCAGUUCUUUCCUCAGGGAGACUCCAGCACCUACAGUUGUACAACUGACUCAGGUUUUUUCCCCCCAUUCAGACUCCAGCACCUACGUUUGACACCCACAAGAAUGGAACUAGGUGAGCAUUCAGACUCCAGCACCUUUGUCACAGGCCUGUCAAUCAUCCUGAGAGGCUCUGUCACAGAGAAACUCAACUGGGCUUUUAACCUCUACGACCUCAACAAAGAUGGCUUCAUCACCAAAGAGGAGAUGACUGAUAUAAUGAGCUCUAUCUAUGACAUGAUGGGGACGUGUACGUACCCCUGUAUGCAGAACGACGCCCCCAAGGAGCAUGUCGACAACUUCUUCCAGGUAACACAACUAACCACAGAUCUAGGAUCAGAUGAACAACUUCUUCCAGGUAACACAACUAACCACAGAUCUAGGAUCAGAUGAACAACUUCUUCCAGGUAACAACUAACUACAGAUCUAGGAUUAGAUGAACAACUUCUUCGAGGUAACAACUAACUACAGAUCUAGGAUCAGAUGAACAACUUCUUCCAGGUAACACCUAACCACAGAUCUAAACCUUGAUUCAAUCCUACUGCGCUUGUAGACAAUAGCACAUUUUAAAGGCCAUGUUACUGUGUUAGUGGAGAUCACAUUCAAGGUAAACUGAGAAGAUGUCAGCUCAAUUGGAAAUGACCUUUAAAUGCUUUAGCACAGUAUCUUAUUUAAUCCAGGCCCUAGGGUUAGAUAAUUCU
Messenger RNA from Oncorhynchus keta (chum salmon), 2159 nucleotides. It is a transcript of the gene kcnip2, whose product is annotated as Kv channel interacting protein 2. The record is from RefSeq and is a predicted model, not a curated record. The transcript is spliced from 5 exons. Lineage: Eukaryota; Metazoa; Chordata; Actinopteri; Salmoniformes; Salmonidae. Gene Ontology annotation, cellular component: voltage-gated potassium channel complex. Gene Ontology annotation, biological process: regulation of potassium ion transmembrane transport. Bases 1159 to 1851 code for a protein of 230 amino acids. Gene Ontology annotation, molecular function: calcium ion binding; potassium channel regulator activity.